AUGGUCUCCAAGCUCUUGACCCUGCUGUCCGCCGCCCCCGUGGCAUACGGAGCAGCCCUCGCCGCGACUAACACCAACCUGCAGACAGCAUUCCCUGCCUCAUCUGGCACGACUGCCCUGGCUGCCGUCAAGACCAUCGCCGCCAGCAAGAGCUUCGACGGAGGCAUGAUCCAGUGGGACCGCAACCCGUCGACAUGCAACGACCAGGCUGAGGGCGGCGAUGCUGACGCGGUGUUCCUCCUCGAGGAGGGCGCCGUUCUGAGCAACGUGAUCAUUGGACCUAACAACGGCGAGGGGGUCCAUUGCAAGGGAACUUGCACCCUGAACAACGUCUGGUGGACCGACGUCUGCGAGGACGCGGCGACGUUCAAGCAGACCUCGGGCACGUCGUACGUCAACGGCGGCGGCGCCCGCGGCGCCGAGGACAAGGUGCUGCAGCACAACGGCGGGGGCACGGUGGCGGUCAAGAACUUCUGGGCGAGCAACAUCAGCAAGCUGUACCGGUCGUGCGGCAACUGCGAUAAGCAGUAUGCUCGCAAGUCCACCUUCAACAACAUCAAGGUCUCCAGCGGCAAGGUCGUCGCGGGCGUCAACGUCAACUACGGCGACGCCACCACCAUCUCCAACUCGUGCGUCAACGGCGGCGCCCUGUGCUGGCUGUACCAGGGCAACUCCAACGGCAACGAGCCCACCAAGGUCGGCUCCGCGCCUAGCGGGACUGCCUGCGCGACUUCUGCUGUCAAGACUGCCUCGUGCUAG
Molecule: messenger RNA, 759 nt
Organism: Diaporthe batatas
Lineage: Eukaryota; Fungi; Ascomycota; Sordariomycetes; Diaporthales; Diaporthaceae
Exons: 2
Coding region: 1-759 (252 amino acids)
Biological process (GO): pectin catabolic process
Cellular component (GO): extracellular region
Molecular function (GO): pectate lyase activity
Source: RefSeq, a predicted model, not a curated record